Messenger RNA from Procambarus clarkii (red swamp crayfish), 782 nucleotides. The record is from RefSeq and is a predicted model, not a curated record. Lineage: Eukaryota; Metazoa; Arthropoda; Malacostraca; Decapoda; Cambaridae.
GACAAGUCUCAAAAGAAAACAUUUUACAUUUACAGAAAGCGGUACGUAAGCAACAUGUCUUCGCUUCUUCAUGUAGUAGGAAGAAGCAUGUCAGCAGCGAGGGUGGGGCGUCCGGUGUACCCCAUCUUGCAGCGCCUCAGUCAACAACGGGCCACACCUCGUCUCAGUCCUUUUUCCUCAGCUAUGCCAAUACAGAGCUCCCACCGCCAGCCCCAAUUGAAUAAAGAGCAAGAGGUGAAGUUGCUUUUCCCAGCCGAUAACAGGGUAGAGGACAUGAUGGCCAUGAACAGCCACGGCACUUGGGCUCAAGGCGGAUACUUUAUCUUGCACUUAGAUCAACCAUUAGAUGAACAACAGUAUUUUAAAGCUGUUACUCAUCUGUGUAAGUAAGUACAGAGCCCAACUUUCUUUUGUAUAAAACAAACAAUAACAAAUGCAGUUUUUGAAUUAUUAGAUGAACUAACUCGAGCAAAGACUUGAAAUUGCUAAAAUAUAUAUAACAUAUUUAUGAUUCGUUAAUGUAGUGUUUUAUGGUUCGCCAACGUCAUGUUUAAUGGUUCAUCAACGUCGUGUUUCAUGGUUCUUCACCGUUGUGUUUCAUGGUUCGUCAACGUCGUGUUUCAUGGUUCGUCAACGUCGUGUUUCAUGUUUCGUCAACGUCGUGUUUCAUGGUUCGUCAACGUCGUGUUUCAUUGUUCUUCACCGUCGUGUUUUAUGUAGUCAACGUCGUGUUUCAUGGUUCGCCAACGUCGUGUUUCAUGGCUCGUCAACGUCGUGUUUCA